ACAAUAUGAAUGUCGCACCUCACAUGCUGUGCCGAUCGCUGACGACUGGAGCUGUUUGCGCCACAAGAAGCCGGGGGACAUCACCAGUGCUACCGUUUCGACCGCGGCGGCCGCGCAUCAAAGCUGCGCGGAACGGUGGAGACGCCGGAGGGCAGGUCACAUCCGAAUACCAUCUGUUGUGGUCCCCCGGGUUCGCUUGGAGGACCUUUGGGACCUUUGCUUUCUUCCUGACGUUGCACCUGGCGCACGGCCACGCCAUCCGUUGGCCACGCUACGCCAGCAGCUGCUGGGACGUUCUUGGCCCACUGAUGGCAUCUGCCUGCUGCGCGCUGCAGCUGGUGAUGAAUCUGUUGAAUGCCGGCUGCGCCAAGUUCAACACGAUCCUUGGCCCCUGGAGGCCUUUCUUUCUGGGAUGUCUUCUGGUCACCUCUCUCCACUCCUCGCCCUUGCUGCGAUGCAGUCAGUUGUUUCUAGCCUUCCUCCCGGAGCUUCUCCACCUCCGCAGCCAACGUCUCCGGCGCAAGGGGCGCCACGGGCGCAGCUCGCAGCGCGGCAUGUUGGAACUGCGGGUGCCGGGGAUGGGCUGCGUGGCGUGCAUCGACAAGGUGACCACCACCCUCCAAACCCUGCCCGAAGUCCUCCACUGCGAUGCCUGGUUGGAAGAAGAGGGCGGCCGUGCCCGGGUCAGGCUUAGUGCAGGCGCUUCUACGGCGACCAACGAACGCCUGGUGCGAGUGCUGCAAAGCGCCGGCUUUCAAGCGGAGCUGGAGGUGACGCGCGGCUGAUGACGCGCGGCUGGUGGGAG
Messenger RNA from Cladocopium goreaui, 805 nucleotides. Lineage: Eukaryota; Dinophyceae; Suessiales; Symbiodiniaceae. The record is from the annotation of a GenBank genome assembly.